Peromyscus leucopus (white-footed mouse) is the source of this 9867-nucleotide messenger RNA. RefSeq names its product myocyte enhancer factor 2C (gene Mef2c). The transcript is spliced from 11 exons. The record is from RefSeq and is a predicted model, not a curated record. Gene Ontology annotation, molecular function: DNA-binding transcription factor activity, RNA polymerase II-specific; protein dimerization activity; RNA polymerase II cis-regulatory region sequence-specific DNA binding. Gene Ontology annotation, biological process: cell differentiation; positive regulation of transcription by RNA polymerase II; heart development. Bases 3965 to 5416 code for a protein of 483 amino acids. Lineage: Eukaryota; Metazoa; Chordata; Mammalia; Rodentia; Cricetidae.
GACAAAAAAUACUUUUUUUUUCCCCUAAGAGAACAUAAGAUGCUUUUGGAAUUUGAUUUUUACCCUAAUAAGAUGAAAACGUAUGUUAGCAACAUGUACCACCUCAGGCAGAGCUGGCUUUGGAGACUGACAGCUUAGUUUCACUGCUGGUGGUGUAUGGUGCUUGCUUAACUUGCUUUGUUCAGUAACAGCAGCAAAAAUCCAGCUGCAUGUGCUUGUGAGUGGUUACAGCUGGAGUGCAGAACCUGAUGUGUGAUGCUGCGCAGCAGCUCCAGCUUUGUGCUCAAGACACCAGCUUUUCCUUCCCGGGAAACCUUUCCACAGCCCUAACUGGCCUCUGGAAAUGUGUGGCAGCCCCACUGUGCAAGUUUAGGAAAACAAAGACAUGGUAGAAGUCUGCAUUAAUUACAUAAUCUGAUAUGGAAAUACGAAAAACUGUCAUGCCGCUGAGGAGUAUGAGGCUUUUGACAUAUUUAGACCAUUUGGAGUUUAUUUUGGCUUGGAGAAUGCAGGAUGCCAUUUUAACUACAGUAGGGGAAAAUGUCCAAGACGGAAUAUGGCAUGGGUAAUUGUGACAGGGAAGCUGUGUUUCCUUAUGUUUGUGAAAUUGUUUGUAAUGCUGUGCAGUUGUCUGGAGGUAUGUUGCUCCUAAAUUCUGGAGUUGUGUAAAUAUGAUGAUUUAUGUAAGGGAUAACGCCAGGUUAGGCCCUCUUAUUAAAUUAAUCGCAGGGGUUUUCAAAAUGAGCUCCGCUUUAGCCUUAUUAUAUUUCUGACAUACAUUUCAUCUCCUUCUGUCCUUGGGGAAAGAUAGUAAAGUAGGACUGGAAGCAUUCACAUAGUUUCCAGCAGCUGUGGUCACUGGGAAAUUGAUGUAUUUCCCUAGUUAUUUCUACUCUUGCAGCCUGAAGCUCUUCCAUGGCUGAUACUUAAGAGAAAGUCUUUAAUCUGUACGACACUGUACAUUUGCCUUGACUUCAUGCUUGUUGUUAACGAUGUGAAUGAAGUACUAUGGGAAGUGGAAUCUCCACGCUGUCUCUAUGGGGAUGACAUUGUUCUCUUGCUACUAACCUUACCCCAUAACUUACACAUGAAAACCCACUCACAAGUGUAGGUAAUCCAUGUGCCUGGCACUUUCUGUUGCGUCCUAUUUGAUGAGGCUGGAACCAUUUUUCAAAUGAAAAUGUUCCCAGUUUGAGGUAGGACAUGGAAACUGUAAGUGUGGGAUUUGAUCCCCAGGCUUCAGUUAUCUGGGGUCUAAGGCCCCCCAGUUUCCUAAUUCACAGAUUCAUUCAGCUUUUACUUCUGUGUAAAAUAUUCUUAUUUACCUAUGAGAUACUGUACAAAAUGAUAGAGAAUAAACUAAGAUUACCAGAUUGUUUCUGUAUAAGCAAAAUAUAAGAAAAAGUUCUCAGUGCUACUUAUUAAAAAUAGCUGGUAAAUACCUCAGAUGAGAGAUACAGACCUUGAUAAACAGAGUUCAGUUAACCAACUGGUAAUGAUUAGUUCCUACUGUUUACCCGAUGCUAGGAUAGAGCCUGGGACUACAGACUUAACAUUUGAUUUUUUUUUUUUUUUCUGGUGGCAAGUAGGAGACGGACUAGGUGCAUGGAGAGUUUAUCCAGGGGUAGCACUUCCUUAGGAGACUGGAACUGAGACAGAGGAAGGGUUGAGUACACACACAAGGUAGGAGGCAUUCCAGACUGAAGGAAUUGCAAAUGCCCUGUGGUAGGAAGAAGGACAGGGGAGUAAGAAUGUUAGUGUUUUGUUUAUUUUUUUAAGCCAAUUGUAUUUGCUUUUUGUUAUGUGUGUAAUACUGUGAUACUGACACUCUAAGAUGAUUCAGAGUUCAUCAUAUUAAUGCUAAAUUUGAUCAAAGAAAUGAACGUUUGGCACACUGGUGUUUAUCUAGAGAAAAAGAGCAGCCUCUUUAUACUCUCAAGAAGAUGCUCUUUGGCUAUGCGGCUUUAAAAUUAACUGCACUCUAUUCUGUAAUAUACGUGGCAAACUUAGAAGAAAAUGGAGUGAUUUUCAGGACCAGAGAAAUACUUCUCAUCACACAGUCAAGCACUGCUAAGAAUAAUAAUUGGGUUAUUUCAUUUGAAGCUCUUAAGGGAAAAUAGGUAUGUUCUGCUAGUUCUUUUUAACCAAAGUAUAAUUGCACGCCUCAUAUGUCUUUCAAACAAACCAUAAAGUAGAAAGUUUAAUGUAUCUAAAUGCAAGUAAUGAGCGAAGCCUUCCACUUGCAGUGGGAGCGAAUCACUGAAUCACUUUACUCAGUAACGAACACAGGCUUACAGAGACAGGGCGUGCAUCACUUUUGCCUCUUGCUGUACGUGGGGCUUCCAUUUAUGUAACAAUGCUAUUUCUUUUUUACAGCCUUAAGAUUUACAAAACAAGGUUUAUUUGAGGAUGCUAAUGGAGAUGCAAAUCCGAGUCAGUGGAAAUGUCACUUGCAAUCGGAAUAAAAGAAAUCAGAAUUGUUUCCUUGCAAAUUGACAUUACAUAUUCUAACAUUUUAGCCUUGUCCAUAGCCUGUUUUUGUUUAAGUGACUGCACUGUACUUAUUAGGAAAAAAAAAAUACAUGCUUUGCAAAGGUAAUUUUAGCAGUAGAGAAUUAAUUUCUUCCCACAUCUUUUAAUGUGGCAUGGGAGUCCCACUCUACGAUCAAAACACAUGACUGAAGGUUAUGUUUAAUUUCUAAAUCAAAGUGUUGUGGGAAGGCGAUUGAAAUUUGAUGAUGACUCAGAUCCAGUUGCUAUGUGGCUUUCUUCCUACAGAAACUUUAGGGUAGAUUGCCAUUUCCAUGUUAGAAAGAGCCAAGCAGUGAUGAGAUUAAAAUAGUUUCACCAUAGACUGAAAGUUUGUAUUAGUCACUUUGAAUGCUAAUUGAAUUUUUUUUAAGGUACCUUGAGAGUCUCAGUAACAAGAAUUAUUUUCUCACCACUUAAUCUUUUUUUUUUUCCAGUGUGGGACUAAAUAAAUUAUCAAUGCAUAUUACCAACAAAUAUUUCUUUACUGCCAUUACGAUUCAGUUCUUUCCCGAAAGUUGUAAUUUAUGUAUUUUGUUUCUUCGCUUGCAUAGGAACCUUCAUUUGCUCCAAAUGUAAAUUCAAAGUAUGUGGCAACAUUUACUAGAUAAUGUAAUUUGGGUCAGGCAUGGUAGAUGGAAAUGGAGAUGUGGCUGCUGCUUCACCCAUGUCAAGUUAGGUCUAUUUGUUUUCUCAUAUUUAUUUCUUAAGGUAAUCACAACAAAACAUUAACCUAGAACUGGAAUGGCUUUUUCUUGUGUGUUUGAAAGACAGAAAUCAGACACUCUGUGCCUCCGCUCUGCCUUUCCCUCGCUGUCCUUUAUCUGAACCACUCCAAGGCCUGCUUGUGGGGUGUGCUGCACACCAGCCUGCCCUGCUCAGAGAAGGAAGUGGAGAGUUUUGGUUCCCAUUUUACACUUGUGGAGCAGUUUAGGGAAGGAAGCACCUUUACACCUUUUAUUGUUCGCGGUUGCUGACAUCAUAUCCUUCCCUGCCCAGUCUGUGCGUGUUUCCUGCCAUUCUGUCAAGAUUCUCCUCUGUUACUGAGAGGGAUUUGCUAAAGGGAAGGAGGGAGGAAAGGAAGAAGGCAAGAAAGAGUGGGAGAAGGAAGGGAGGGGGAGGUGUAUGUCAAUCAAGCCAGCUUGUUUGGAAAUGAGGGAGCCUGUAGGACAAUGAUCUUUAGCUUUCCAGAAGAAAUCCUCUGCGUGGGUCUCAAACCACACUUUGCCUUCAUCUGUCUGCUCAUGGCAAACUCCAAGUGAACAGAAGCCUGCCGUACUGAAGUUCCCCUUUUUAGAACGAAUGCGAGGAAUUGGGAACUGAGCUGUGCACGUGCUGAAGAAGGAAACUUGUGUGAAGGAAACAGGAAAGAGAAAGAAAAGGAAGGAAAAAAUACAUAAUUUCAGGGACGAGAGAGAAAAGAAACACGGGGGCCAUGGGGAGAAAAAAGAUUCAGAUCACGAGGAUUAUGGAUGAGCGUAACAGGCAGGUGACAUUUACGAAGAGGAAAUUUGGGUUGAUGAAGAAGGCUUACGAGCUGAGCGUGCUGUGUGACUGUGAGAUUGCGCUGAUCAUCUUCAACAGCACCAACAAGCUGUUCCAGUACGCCAGCACCGACAUGGACAAGGUGCUGCUCAAAUACACGGAGUACAACGAGCCGCACGAGAGCCGGACGAACUCUGACAUCGUGGAGACAUUGAGAAAGAAGGGCCUUAAUGGCUGUGACAGCCCAGAUCCCGAUGCGGACGAUUCAGCAUUGAACAAGAAAGAAAACAAAGGCUGUGAAAGCCCUGAUCCCGACUCCUCUUAUGCACUCACCCCACGCACUGAAGAAAAAUACAAAAAAAUUAAUGAAGAAUUUGAUAAUAUGAUCAAGAGUCAUAAAAUUCCUGCUGUUCCACCUCCCAACUUUGAGAUGCCGGUUUCCAUCCCUGUGUCCAGCCAUAACAGUCUGGUGUACAGCAACCCUGUCAGCUCACUGGGAAACCCCAGCCUUCUGCCACUGGCUCACCCUUCUCUGCAGAGGAAUAGUAUGUCUCCUGGCGUGACACAUAGACCUCCAAGUGCAGGUAACACAGGUGGUCUGAUGGGUGGAGACCUCACAUCCGGUGCAGGCACCAGCGCAGGGAAUGGAUAUGGCAACCCCCGAAACUCACCAGGUCUGCUGGUCUCACCUGGUAACUUGAACAAGAAUAUCCAAGCCAAAUCUCCUCCCCCUAUGAAUCUAGGGAUGAAUAAUCGGAAGCCAGAUCUCCGAGUUCUUAUUCCACCAGGCAGCAAGAACACCAUGCCAUCAGUGAAUCAAAGGAUAAAUAACUCCCAGUCGGCUCAGUCAUUGGCUACUCCAGUGGUUUCCGUAGCAACUCCUACUUUACCAGGACAAGGAAUGGGAGGAUAUCCAUCAGCCAUUUCAACAACAUAUGGUACUGAGUACUCCCUGAGCAGUGCAGACCUGUCGUCUCUCUCUGGCUUCAACACUGCCAGUGCGCUUCACCUGGGCUCAGUAACCGGCUGGCAGCAGCAGCACCUACAUAGCAUGCCACCAUCUGCCCUCAGUCAGUUGGGAGCUUGCACUAGCACUCAUUUAUCUCAGAGUUCAAAUCUCUCCCUGCCUUCUACUCAAAGCCUCAACAUCAAGUCAGAACCUGUUUCUCCUCCUAGAGACCGUACCACCACCCCUUCGAGAUACCCACAACACACGCGCCACGAGGCGGGGAGGUCUCCUGUUGACAGCUUGAGCAGCUGCAGCAGUUCCUACGAUGGGAGCGACCGAGAGGAUCACCGGAACGAAUUCCACUCCCCCAUUGGACUCACCAGACCUUCGCCGGACGAAAGGGAAAGUCCCUCCGUCAAGCGCAUGCGGCUCUCUGAAGGAUGGGCGACAUGAUCACAUUAUUACUUAAUAGUUUUUUUUUUUUUUCUUGCAGUGUGUGUGUGUGCUAUACCUUAAUGGGGAAGGGGGGUCGAUAUGCAUUAUAUGUGCCGUGUGUGGAAAAAAAAAAAAACCGUCAGGUACUCUGUUUUGUAAAAGUACUUUUAAAUUGCCUCAGUGAUACAGUAUAAAGAUAAACAGAAAUGCUGAGAUAAGCUUAGCACUUGAGUUGUACAACAGAACACUUGUACAAAAUAGAUUUUAAGGCUAACUUCUCUUCACUGUUGUGCUCCUUUGCAAAAUGUAUGUUACAAUAGAUAGUGUCAUGUUGCAGGGUCAACGUUAUUUACAUGUAAAUAGACAAAAGGAAGCAUUUGCCAAAAGCGGCAGAUCUUUACUGAAAGAGAGCAGCUGUUAUGCAACAUAUAGAAAAAUGUAUAGAUGUUUGGACAGACCCGGCAAGGGGUGGCCAUUGGUAAGUGUUAGGAACAUGUCCGGCCACCUAACAUCCCGAGGACGCUCACAAACCUGCAGGCAUAUCAUUGGCGUAUGGCACUCAUUCAAAAGGAUCAGAAACCAUUCAAAGAGGACCAUACCUACUUUAAAAGAAAAGAAAAGAAAAAAAGAAAAAACAAAAACAAAAAAAAAAAACAAAAAAACAAAACAAAACAAAAAAACAGUGUGGCGUUUGAGAGCUAACGUAUUUAAUUAAAUAAAUAAAUCUGGGUCUGCAUCUCUUAUUAAAUAAAAAAUAUAAAAAUAUGUACAUUACAUUUUGCUUAUUUUCAUAUAAAAGGUAAGAAAGAGUUUGCAAAGCAUUUGUGGCUUUUUGUAGUUUACUUAAGCCAAAAUGUGUUUUUUCCCCUCAAUAGCUUCGCUAAUAUUUUAAACAGUCCUGUAAAAACCCACAGAGGACUUUUUGUAUAGAAAGCACUACCCAAGCCAUGAGGAACUCCAUGCUUUGCUAACCAAGAUAACUGUUUUCUCUUUGUAGAAGUUUUGUUUUUGAAAUGUGUAUUUCUAAUUAUAUAAAAUAUUAAGAAUCUUUUAAAAAUCUGUGAAAUUAACAUGCUUGUGUAUAGCUUUCUAAUAUAUAUAUAAUAUUAUGGUAAUGGCAGAAGUUUUGUUUUCUUAAUAGCGGGAGGGGGGCAUAUUUGUGCAGUUGCACAUUUGAGUAACUAUUUUCUUUCUGAUUUCUUUUACUCUGCAUACAUUUUAUAAGUUUGAGGUCAGCUGUCAAAAGGAUAACCUGUGGGGUUAGAACAUAUUACAUUGCAACAUCCUAAAUUGUUUUUAAAAUGUCAACAAAUUACUGGGUCAACUGACAUCCAUUGUAUAUACUAAUUGGUUUCUUUCAAACUAUUUUUUUUUUUUUUGCAUUUUAUCAAAAGCAGGGUCCCUUUCAGAUCCCUCCAUUUCACCACGCAUCUUGGAAUUCAGUAAGUUCAUAUCCUAACUUGCCCAUGUUCUAAAUUUACAUAGUUCAUGUUCAGCCUUGAAUUUGAUGUUUCUUAGAAAUAUGCCCAGAGUAAGAAGCUGUGUUGGGUCACAUGUCCUGCAAGUCGGGCCCUAGGAACAAGAGGUGUGAGUUUACUUGGUGGAUAAGUUACAGAUUUCUGUAGAAGAAAAAUGUGAAAGACUGGGUGCUAGAAAGAAGGGAAACAGCUAAAGGGAUGGUUACUUGUCAUCCACCCUCAUGAUUCUAACUGACCUAUAACACUCUUGUCAGCAGUAUAGGACUGUUGGACAACCUGGUGUGGCAGGACCCCCAAUGUCACUUCUGCACAAAGCAUGUAUGUCAUCUACUCUUCCUUCAAUAAAGAGAUUUAAUAGCCAUUUCAAGAAAUCCCAUUAAAAAACUUCUCUAUGUCCCUUUUUUUUUUUAAUUUUCAAGAUAAUUUAACUCUUGUCUAAUAUUCGUGUGCAAGGGAUUAAUUUUCAGACCCUUUAAAAGUGAGUGCCAUAAAGAAUCAAUAUAUAGUGUUUAAGUGAUAUUUCAGGCUAGGAAAUUAUUUCCUUCUCUUGGAAUGUGAAGAUCUGUCGAUUCAUCUCCAGUCAUCAAUACUGACAAGCAGAGCAAAGAGUAUGGUAAUAUCAGUUCUGCUAGAUUAUGUGUAGGACAUGUUCAUCCAGUGUUUUUUAUUUCCUUUUACCUGCAUAGUUGCUAUGUGUUUCUCACUGUAAAAGGCUGCCGCUGGGUGGCAGAAGCCAAAAGACCUUAUUAACGAGGCUAUAUUUUUCUUAACUUGAUCUGCAAUCCAUAAUUAGACCACGAUGCACCUUUGAUUGUAUCCGUAUAGGAUGCUAGCCUGCCUUGUAGUAAUGUUUUAUAUAUUUAAAACAAAGUAAAGACAUUGAUCAUUUCAUAUAUAUCCCACUACUAAAGGUAUCCAUGGAACAUGAAGAGUAGUAUUUAUGCAGAGGAAAAACAGGAAAUCAUCCCUACAAAUAUGGUUAUCUAUAUACCUGUUCGAAUGUUUGUGUGUGCACACAAACAUGCACAUGAAGUAAAAAAAAAAACAUCAGUCAUUACUUCACUCGACUUAAUUCCAUCCUGAUGAUUCAUGUUUAUAACUUAAUAUGUAUUAAAUAUGCAAGCAUAUCACAAAUGUUCUUUGUCAUUUCAAAAUGCAUUUGUUUAUCAGUAUCAAUAGAAUCUUGCCAGUGGGUGGGAAAGGGUCAUAUAAAAAUAUGAAGAAAUAGCCAUAUUGAAUUUUUACCUGCCAUUUGCCUCGGCAACAAAGCAAACAUGAGUUUCUAAUGCUAAAGAUAGAGUAAGCUAAUGUGCCAGCAGAGGCCUCCGCUAUUUAUUAUAGCAGUUCUGACCAUAGUUUUUUACAAACUCCAGAAGAACAGACUCACUUGAAAAUGGACGCCAGUCACCUCCUUCCCACUACUGAUUUCAAAGCAGUAGCCGAUAGCGAAGGGAUAAUCUAAGAAUUUUUAAAGAGGAUUCAAUGAGAAGCACAAUUUUUAUUGUGGCCAGUCACAUUCUAUGAAGUCACUGUCUGUCUAUCUUUACGCUUCUGCCUUUUCUGUAACUCACCACUUAUUGUAUCUGCAAAUCAAGUAUGGUUUUUAAUCACGGAAAGUCCUUUGUAUCCAGGGGUCUGGGGCAGAGCUCUGAGGGAUUAUUAUUUGACAUUACCUGGCCUAGAGUAGUAGCAUUUUAGACAACAUUCAUCAUCACAAGUAGGAAAACUGUAAGUGGCGUCUCACAUGGCUGCAAGUAUUGCUACACCUAAUCCAAUUUAAAAGAGUUUUGGUGACAGUAAGCUGAACAAAUACUGGUAAUGGUGUUGCAGUCUGUGUGAGCUGCACAACCUGUAUACUGUACGCAUUGAUGUGUGGAGGCUGUUUAUUUCAACCUUUUUUAAAAUUGUGUUUUUUAGUAAAAUGGCUUAUUUUUUCCUAAAGGUGGAAUUUCACGUUUUGUAAUGAUGAAUAUGAAAAUGCUUGUCAUCUUUAGAUCAUUUAGAGGUUAACUAAAGUGAGAACUGCAAAACAAAUCCCAAUACACUUUCUAACAGCAUGUCUGCCCUCUCUCACCUCUCUGUCUGUCUUUUGGCGUACUUACCCUUUACCUUAGAGAUACCGUUUUUUUGCUCCCUCGAUCGUUCACUUGUUUUUUUUUUUCCCCCAGAGAGUAAAUGCUUUGUAUUUCUUUCUUUAAAAAAAUUUUUUUGAAGAAGCCACUUGAACCUUCAAUAAAGGCUGUUGCCUGAGCAUGGCAUACUUCAUCUGUUCUCAUUUGUGCCAUCUGCUACGGUGUCGUCACUUGUGUGGCGCUAAUUUCCUGCCGCUACAGAUCUUUUGAAGAUUGCUUGAAUACUGGUGUCUGUUAGACUGCUUCAGACUACAGAUGUAAUUAAAGGCUUUUCUUACUAUGUUUUAACCAAAGAUGUGGAGCAAUCCAAGCCACAUAGCUUCUGCAUUAAAUUUGUCCAUUUUGGUUAUUUCCAUAAUCGGGUAUUGCAUUUCGCCUUCCCUGUUCAUACCUCAAAUUGAUUAAUACCUCAGUUUAAUUCAAGGAGGUUCGCUAAGGGAUGGAUCCUGUUGUGUUUGAAUGCAGCAGUGUACUCUGGCAGCAAACAGACCCGGGUCACUGUAGGCAGAGGACUUGGAUUGCUUCAGAUGGUUUGCUGUAUCAUUUUUCUUCUUUUUCCUUUUCUGAGGACUUGUUUCCAUUCAAAGAGAGUAAUUAAAAAUAGCUUGUAAAUGAGGGCAUACAAGCAUUUGCAACAAGUAUUCCAACAGAGGCUCACAGCGGCAUAAGCUGGACUUUGUCGCCACUAGAUGACAAGAUGUUAUACCUAAGUUAAACCACAUCUGUGUAUCUCAAGGGACUGAAAUUCAGCUGUCUGUAGUGAAUUAAAGUGGGAAAUUUUCAAAGUUUCUCCUGCUGGAAAUAAGGUAUCAUUUGUAUUUUGCAGACAAUUCAGUAAAGUUACUGGCUUUCUUAGUGA